Spirometra erinaceieuropaei is the source of this 16393-nucleotide messenger RNA. The record is from the annotation of a GenBank genome assembly. NCBI's taxonomy places the organism in Eukaryota, Metazoa, Platyhelminthes, Cestoda, Diphyllobothriidea, Diphyllobothriidae.
AUGGGAAAUUGUCUUAGACGAAAUCACAGUAGGCAUCGUUCUGCUGCCUCAGAUCGUCCGGCUAGGUCAUCGUCUGGAAAUGCUAGACUCGCUGCUCGCCAGUGGUACCUGGUAACGUUGCUAUCCAGUUUUUGUAUAUGGAAGUCAGUAUAAGGGAAACAUGAUACAAGCUUUUCCAAAUGAGUAAUUGGCUUGUAAGGGGUGUAUGCUCGCCUCGUAUGGUGUUCACUAUGCGUUACAGUAGCAUCUGCAACUUAUGUGCCAAUUCAAAUCCCUGUGCUUCCGAAAUGCUCAGACGAAAAGUACUGGUUUAAUAUCGCAAAUUUUAAUGAAACCAAAGAAGUCGUAAACCUCAAGCUAGUUGCAGAACAGCGGCAUUCAGUGCGAAUGAAUGUCGAUUGAAGAAGGAGGUGGAAGCACUUACAACGGACAACACUGCUUAAGGGGAUUUGAUGAAGUCCUGAAAGGUUUCCUGCAUUACCGCUCGUAACUUUGAACACCGUUCGAUUGCAUUUUCUGGAUUUCCCCUUUAUAUUACUCUUUCCAACAUAACAACUAUAGAAUACCUCUUAAGUAAGGGAGUACUUCGUACGUUACGUGGAAAACCUGCCUCUUAUUAACGCGUAAGCUUUCGUUUCCAACUGUUUUUUUGCGGCAACUCUCAUAUAAUUUAGACAGUAACGCCUAACGUUCAUGCAGAAUAGCUCAUCCAUUUCGUACGAAGCCGUAGAUUUUGUCGAUGUCUUGUAUAUAAGACAACCAGAUUUGCAUGUAAGGUGCCAUACUCUUCUCGCUGUCAAUUGUUUUUUUCCGAAGACUCGGCCGGUGACUCGUGAAUCGGCCUACUUUAACCUUAUUUCGAAGUGAGACCUGCGGUAGCUACCGUGAAGUUUCUGGUCCCCCCCUCCAGGUAGCAUGCACACGGGAGGUUCUUUUUUGCUUGUCUUGUUCCCAUCGCACAUCUAAUGCUCGACAGAUAGUCUUUUAAUACUAUAAUUGUAUCAUGCACUUGCCGGCAAAUGUCUCUUCCAAAGGUUUGCCACGAUGACACUGGCUAGGAUACUCAUAAUCAGGAUGCUUUUGCAGCCACUGCGUCGCAGUUAAUUAAUACACGGUGACACGCAGACUAAAUGGUACAGAUUUUAAACCGAUAUUGAUGGUGAUAACGGAUUGGACAGACCACCAUUUUGACUCCUGGAUGAGGUCAGCUUUGAAGGCUGGUGUCACUGUGAUGCUUUAACAACGACACAUCGGGUGGGGCGCAUAUCCCUAUCCGUCAGACCGCAAUCUCCUGAUCGUACACCACGCCAACGCUACGUCGUCGGCGUCCGCAAUCCCACUGUGAUGUGGGGCGUUUGAUUCUAUGCUUUACAGCCCGACAGACUUGAUGAGAAACUAGGCUGUAUGACCUAGGUAAGGCACACACACCAGCCUGUGCGUUCACUUUUCUGGUGUGGUAAAAUUGUUGUUUACUGGUGCUGUACACCCGCUAUUGAGGAAAAAAGACAGGUGUUCUCCCAAUCGUUGAAUAUUGCAAAUAAAGGUGGAAGACACCGGCUUAUUAGCUGUUGUUAGUCCACCGUGCCCCAACAUCAGGUACGAGCUCUUCCGGAAUUUCAAUUCGAGCCCAGUGCGCCGUUACACAUGUAAGCCGACCGCCCCACCUUAACUGUACGGUUCAUCCUCCCUUGUCUGAAGUUAGCAAUAUGGGAAUUCACACGAAAGUGACGCUCACCGCUGCACCUUUAUUGCUUACUCUAGUAUUUUCACUAAGACGAGACGGUAAUGGACACGAAAACGUACAAGGGGCUCAAUGUUUUUUCGUAUUCCUACUCCGCUCUCUACCUUUUGCUGCAUCUCCCACUCUUCUUCCACCUCGUCGUCCUCCUCCUCCUCUUCCACCACCACCACCACCACCACCACCACCACCACCACCAUCACCACCACCACCACCAACACAGGGGCUUCGCGUUGCCACCCCUCAACUGAACUAUUGGGACUCACUCUUUAAAAGAAAUGGAUUAUGCACAUGAGCUCCUCGACGGUAUUCUUUGUUCCACGUACGGUAGCUGUACUAUCACACCUCCUCCAUCACACGUAGGUUAAAAAAGAUCGGUCAACAAGGUAAGUCAUUCGGAUGCUUUUUGCCAACUCUGUGAUCAGCCGACAUCGAGGUUUCUUUCUACCAGACAUAGUCGAAGCUUUUGCUGCAGCCUUGAAUUCGGCCUACUCCCUAAAGUUUAUUGGGACUCAUUAAGUGGAUGAGACCUGCUGCGAAUAGCGAAUCGCUCCCCUCUAACGUCCAUUCCCGGAUAUUUAGACAUUUAACCUCCGAGAAAUGAUAAAAGUUGAAUGCAAAUGCACGAACGCGCAAAAUUGUUACACGAACAGGCAAAAAGUACUUAAGAAAUAUUGCAUCAAGAACUCCGGGGACUGGAAUGUUAACUCAUCAAUUUUAUCGUCAUAAUCCACUUGUAUUUCAAUCUCAAGCGGAAAAGACCUGCGAUUUUAAUUCAGGUUCCUCUAUCUAUUGAACCAGACGCCCUUGGACUUGAGCACGGAAUGACUCUUUGUCGCUGGGGGGCAACAAUUUUCAAGACCACAUGAAAAAUGCUCUGUUCGUUGCCUAUUACUACGUUUUAAGCCUAAUCAUGUCUUUUCCGUCCGAGGCUCGGGCAUGUCUGGCUGGUGCCGGCAAAUGAGUCGGAAAUGACCUUUUUAGCCUCUCUGCUAUUUUUCAGUACCAAAUUUAGCUUCUGACUUCUCACUGUUAUCAAGAGCCUGGAAAAAACUUUAGGCCAUCGUUUGGGCAAAGCAAUGAUCAUAUAUUUCAUCCUGCAUGGAGGUUCUGUUGGUGAACUCCACGCCUACGGAACUUUUCAGUUUAUCCCAUAGACUAUAUGGGGAAAGCUGUGUAGGGUUGUGCUGUGCAUUUACACAAACCGAACCGCACGACAACCCAAUUCGCAAAUACGCGAUCCCAAAUAAGGUGUGUGGAGGGAUGACCUGCUGUCCCAAGUCGUUACCCGGCAAAGGGUCACGAAUCCGACUUCGCGGGCACACUGAUAGUGCCUCGGGCUCGCAGUUAGAAAUGGCGGGCCGCCUGAGGCCUGGGUCUGACAGCCCUUCCAUGAACCGGCAUACUUAUAUACCUCUCGACUAUCCUGCACUGCGCCCACUAACAGAUGAUUUGAUUCUGUUUACGGACAGGGACGGUAACUGCCGCCGCAUCAUGAGACUACGGCCAGUCAAACAGCAUGACUCUGGCCACAGCGGGACACUAUGAAACUGCUCAUUUGUUAUUGUUUUUUCGUAAUAUCUGCAUAUCGAAAUUCUCAGACUGAUACAAUGCCGUUCCGACGUUCUGAUGUCCUUCUUUUCAACAAUCUGCGUUGUUCGAAAGGAUACAAACACAUUCAAUAGUUUAUUUUAGAGAACCCUUCUAUCAGCGAUUGCUUGUCGUCCCUAGUGUCUUGGAUCAAUUCUGUAUGCUAGGAUCUCAUGCUGUCUGAAUUUAUUUUUACGUCUGUUCUGUACGGUUUGUCAGUACCAUCCGCAUACUUUCGCUUCCUUUAUUAGGAAAAUGAUCCGAUCCUGCAUCCAGCCCCUGGACUUUCGGUUCGAGCCUCUCAGCUGACCGAGGAACAACAGAUUAAGAUCGCUGUGCGUAUGGGUCUAAUUGUUACCCUGCCAGUCCUUACUUUUGAUGAGAGCAAACGCGAAAAGCUGUCAGAGUGAGUUCUCUAGCGUCAUGCUUUUUACCAUCUUGACACCGCUUGGCUGUUUACUGUAAGCGUAGUACGUUCGACCGAAAGACAAAUCUAGUCUGGAGUUUUUCUGUCCCAAGCUGCCUAGGUAUCUCUUACGAACCAUAUGUUUGCCCCUGUACAGUCAAUUACCUUUUGCCAAUUCACAGUCACUAGGUGAAAAUCAGCUUAAUGUACUUUAGCCACACUUAGCAAAUAGAAAAAUGGAUUAUGAGAACAUGGGAGUCAUUUUGCGCUCGAUGUUAUUUACGAACUCUGGCAAUUAUCCGGCAUGCAGUGGUACUCAUCAAAGUUGGAGUGGAGAGUGGGACUCCCAAAACACUGGUUCAGAUUGCCAAAUAUGCCCUCCAUUGGGAGAUAUUACUUACGGACGGUUGCAAUUGUAGCUAGCAUGGAACGCAAUCUCAAGUUCUCGUGUAUAGUAGCAUAUCGACUUCCGGUCGUGAAGCCUUGUAACUGUCUGUGUUAGUCUUAACUUAAAAAGUGCCUGCCUAGGCGGUAUGUACGUUUACAUUGAUUUUAGUAGCUUACGGGAAUAUACCUACCUUCCACUUAUUUUACGAUGUUUGUGGAGACUACGUACUCUUUUAAUUUGGUGUUUGAAUAUGUAGGAUAGUUUGGCAUUAUAAGGGUGUAGCAUGUUUAGCACACUUCCGAAUAUCUGUGUAUGUACCCUUUCGUUUGGUUUCAAAUCUAUAUGGCAUGCACAGGUAACGGAUAGUGGGACGACCUUCAGUGAAGGUUAGCUGCGAAAUAAGCAGACCCAGGUCUGACGAAUAAGCAGUCGCGGACCAGCAACGACAUUGCUACCAGAGUGCGGUGGGCAGAGGUCUGGCACACUUAAAGCCUUAUAAAAAGCCGCAAAACCCAAUGACGGCAUUGUGACAUGGCGACCGUAAACCGCCACUAAAUAAGUUUAUUUGCCACCGCUGCCUUGUGGUUAGGUCUUUAAGCCAAUGCACUAGAGGAGACAACCUCGAACAAACAAUCCGAGCGGCUGUUGGGGACCGCCCGUAUUCGAAAUUCCCAAGAAACCUCAUGAAACAUAUCCGAUCACAGUAUUACGACCCAUGCUACGUCGUCCGCGGGAACCGACGCGCUCCGCAACCCUGGUUUGGUGGUGCGGGCGAAAAGUAUGCGAGCUAGACUACUCAAUCGUGGACGGACUCUUGGUAUUGGAUGCUGGAAUGUGCCAACGUUCCUGGACCCUGGUACCCAACGUCUUACCGCACGCAGCCUUUAUCAGUACAACGUGGAUGUCUGCUGUCUGUCGGAGAUUCGACUCCCUGACUCAGGCUCCCGUGAAAUAGAGAUCCUGGGAGUCGAAUCACACUUCACCCUGUACCACAGCGGCCCGCGCGAUUCUUCUGGUCGAAACGGUGUGGCGAUCGCCCUAUCACCACAAGCGGACAUCGCGCUACUUGCUUGGGAACCAGUCAAUGACCGGAUGGCCUAGUUGCGAGUGAAGGGUCACUUCAUGAACAUCUCCAUAGUCGCUGUGUACGCACCAACUUCGACUGCCGAAAAGCGCGAUAAAGAGGCGUUUUACUCUCAGUUGCAAGCGCUAGUUGAAAGACUGCCUCGCCGCGAUCUGCUGAUUGUUGUUGGCGAUUGGAAUGGUCAAACUGGACCUGGCGAGUCCACAACCAGUUAUCUGUUUGGCCGCUUUGGACUUGGUCCUCGCUGUGACAAUGGCGAAAGAUUACUGGACUUUACUAAUCAGAACCGACUGCUUGUCAACAACACGUGUUUUCAGCAUCGUAAAAAACAUCUGAUUUAGUAUUCAAACGACAGUCAUACGGCCAGUCAGAUUGACUACAUUCUAGUCAGCCCAAGGUUCCGCAGCUGGGUUCAUAAUAGCAGAUCGAUGCGUGGUGCCGAGACUGGUAACGUCCAUGGGUCGGAUCAUGUCCCCAUUCGUACACACUUAAAAGUUAAAAUCUCAUCUGCGCCCAAAAUGCCACGUCCUUUACGGCUCGAUGUCGCAAAAAUCCGGCAAACUAGCACUGCCGAAGCCCUGAGAAGAGAAAUCCGGUCCUGGUUUACGACCCGAGCGGACGGGGCAGGCAGUAAUCAGCGGUCGUCACUGAAAACGUCAGUCUAUGGUGCAGCUGAGAAAAUCCUUGGAUACACCCAGCGACGCCGCAGUGACUGGAUCAGCGGAAGAACCCUGCAGUUGUCUGCUCAGACGGCUAGAGCCAGGUCCCGCAACGAUGACUACUUCCGCCAAUUUCGGAAGAUGACGGCAAAAUCGGCCAGGGAUGACCGAAAGCAAUAUUGGGCUGAAAUAUCGACCUCCAUGGAACAGGCCUCGAACGUUGGUGACACUCGAAAGCUCUACCAUCUGAUCCGCCAAGUUAGCGGUAAGCCCUCUACACUGAGUGACUCUGUUCGCGAUGUGAACGGCGGCUUUAUUGCUGACAACUCGGCCAAAGUCGAGCGCUGGCGUGAACACUUUGAGCACCAUCUCAACUUCGAUACCCAAACUACCUCGCCCUUGCUCUCCUCCUCAGCGGAGUUUCUUCCCUCUCCUACCUAUGCAGUGACAUGCGAUCCCCCCUCCGAGGGGGAAGUCGCCGAUGCCAUACGAAAGUUGCGCAAAAAUAAGACACCCGGAGAGGACGGUCUUGUGUCGACACUGUGGCGCCCUGGCUCCAUGAGGUGAUUGAGUAAGCGUGGAAAGACGAGGUUGUUCCUGAUGAAUGGGGCUUAGGCAUCCUUGUACCUAUCCUCAAGAAGGGAGAUAAGACGCGAUGCGAGAACUACCGCGGCAUAAGUCUCAUCGACGUUGCUGCGAUGAUCUUCGCUAUUGUCCUACUCAGGCGAUCCCAGGCUGUGCGUGACUCAAGGACGAGGCCCAACCAAGUCGGAUUUUGUGCUGGACGUGGAUACGCAGACCAGAUAUUUACACUGAGGCGCAUUCUCGAAUUUCGCCAUAGCUACCAACAACCGACAGCCGUCAGCUUCAUUGACUUUGCCGCCUCGUUCGAUUCCGUUCACCGUGAGUCCCUGUGGCGGAUAAUAGCGCUAGAUGGUGUACCGGCAAAAAUCAUCGCCAUGAUCAAGGCCUACUAUCGCUCCACUACUGCGAGAGUCCUGGUCCGCAACGAUCUUUCCCAACCGUUCAGUAUUCGGUCUGGCGUCCGACAGGAUUGUAUCCUGUCACCAAUACUGUUCAACUACGCUAUUGACUGGAUCCUCGGGAGGGCCCCACGCGAGAGUAACGGCCUUGAAUUUGCACCCGGGCAUCGGCUGACUGAUCUCGAUUAUGCCGAUGAUAUCGCCUUACUUGCUUCAAGUUUUGGUGAUCUGCAGUCUAUGGUGUCACGAGUGAACGAGGUCGCUAAAUCGAUCGGUUUGUCCAUAAACGCUGGGAAGACCAAAGUGUUCUCGAGCUGCAUCCCUGACCAGGAGAAGGCACCCCGGGGGAUUGAUGGCUGUCAACUUGAAGAAGUAGACAGUUUUAAAUACCUUGGGGCGAGGCUGCUACCUAAUGGACAGAGUAAGAACGGCAUCGUCUCCCGAAUCGAUACUGCCCGCUGGGUUUUUUGAAGUCUUCGGAAAUGCCUGUGGAACCGACGUGACCACUUCAUCGCCACCAAGAUUCUCGUGUACCAUGCAUCUGUCCGGUCUGUCUUUCUCUACGGUUGUGAAUGCUGGGCUUUGCGCAUGGAGGACGAGCGAAAACUGGAGGUAUUUGAUCACCACUGCUUGAGGACCAUCCUUCGAGUGAAGUUCACCGACUGCGUCUCAAAUGAGACAGUCCGCGCUCGCUGCGACAACAUCUCAAGGAUAACUCAGGCCAUCCAAGAAAGACGACUGAGGUGGUUUGGACAUGUUCUUCGUCGUCCACCUCAGGAGCUCAGUGUUACUGCCCUCGAUCCAGCACCAUUGCCCCAUUGGAGGCGUCGAAGAGGGAGUCAGUUCAAAACCUGGCUGGACACAGUUCGUCAAGACAUGGAGGUGGUUCUUGGACCUUCGGUAUUCGGUCUCCGUCGCUGGCGAAGGGAAUUGGUUGCGCUGUCCAGAUCUGCUGCCGCGGGUCGUCACGCGUGGAGAGGUACAGUUCGGGACAUCAUCGAGGCCGGCUAGAUCAGGCAUGAUCGCAGCCGUAUCAAGUACAAGUAAGUCAGUAUAUGGCAUGCAUGUCCUUCGAAUACAAUCCAAUGCUUUGUUCUAUAUUUCUACGAAAAAACUCGACAAUUAUAGAAGGUUGAAGUGUGUUUAGAUCGGAAUAUGCGGAAAAUUCACCAGGAACAUCUUAUUUUUGUUCUUUCUGUCAACUAGAAAAUUCAUUUGUCCACCAUUAGCCAGGUUAACUGCAAUGACGGUCGCACCAAGAUUACGACAUUUGGGUAUGCAUAAUGUUUGAGGGUUAUUUUUGGUUUGGGGUUUAUGGAGUGCCCUGUAAGAGGUAAUUACUUUUGUGGAAUGACCGUCGCACCAAGGACCUGACUGUGGCAGGUAGCCGUUUCGCCCCGACUUCGCGUAACCGCCAAAUAUAAUAUGGGGCAUCAAAGAGCUGUGUUGAGUUUGUCACCUACACCUCCGUAACCGUUUCGACUAGCAAACGAAACCAUAUAAAGGUUUACUGCGGUGUCGGCGCACCCGGUAUAGGUAUGUAUGCCUUGGCACGCGAAGGAUUGAGGCGAUUGUCUGUGUCCGACCCCACCUUCAGCCAGUCUUCGGCUAUCUUCAAUGUUGCUGUUAGCUAAAGGGUCUUUUGGUGUUUUAAAUAAUUCAUGGUCAUAUUAUUUCUCCAUAAUUUGAAAUCCCUUUGCUCGGAUCUCCAAGGUAAGGAAAUUUCUGUCCUGCGAUCCGGAUAGAUUGUCGGACGCAACUCUCAUGUGACUCUGACAGUUUGCGAAAACACCCUUCCUAAACCGAUAUCGAAUCCCAAUUGAUUUAUCCUGCUUUAAAAAUACGGGCAGUUUUGACACAACCUAAGAGCGUUGAAAGUCAGGCUUAAUGUAUGCGGCGUGUAGUAGUCCGUCCUAAAUCGCUUAAAAGAGGUAAAUGAUUUCGGGACACUGCUUACCUCUGCCAGUAAUACUCCUUCUGUUAUACCAAUACUUUCGUCUUGAAUAGUCAUCUUUCUGUCCGUCCUCUCCCACACACACACUAGGUGCGUGAUUUGCAUGUGUGAUUACGAGCUUGGUGACGAGCUGCGUUAUCUGCCCUGCAUGCACACCUUCCACCGAGCCUGCAUAGAUGAUUGGUUGAUGCGUUCUCUAACAUGUCCAUCCUGCCUGGAGGAGCUCAAGCCCCCACCCAUUGUUACCACCCCGCCUCCACGAACGCACGAAGCUGCGGGGACAACCCCGAUGACCACUGCCACAACCACCACUUCAACUUCAUCCGCCCCGUCGUCCGAGAUCCGGUCUGCGCGCCGUCGACGUCGUCGCAGUCAAAACAAUGGCGUCGGCGUUUCCGCUACAGGCCUUUUGCCAACACAUACUUCGACUGCCUCACCGGAUGAACGGCCGGCCGACAUCGGUGCUCACUCCACUUGUUCCUCAUCCCUUACUUCUACCACCUCCUCCACCGCCUCCUCGAACAACGCAACUUACGUUGUAUCGGAGGUUUCACCAGCGCCUGCCGGGUCCACCUCCGACCCUGCCUAUGUCCCUCUCACCUCUUCAGGAACAAAAGCACCAAGUCAGCGAGCUUCGGGACGGGUGAGUAUCCUGUUAAGCCGACUUGUCAGUUUAAUUUUCCUAAGUUACAGAAUUACUCAUGUGUCCGUAUUGAGGUUGGUAGUUGUAGGCUGGAGUAGCUGUAGUUAGGAAGCCCUGGAGUAUGGUCUUGUCGUUGUUUCACAAGUAAUGGUACUUCGGAUGACGAUGGCCGAACACGCACCGGCACCGUGGAGGAAUGGCGCCAAUUCUCGUCACGUCACACUCGACAUGACCUGGUCGCACCCUCAAGUUCAAUGAGGUCGAGGACAUCGCAAGAAUUGGCGACGACACCAGUCCGGGUUGCUUGAGUAAUGGUUCCUCGACCUUCUUUUCACCGAAAAGUGUGGUAACCUUCCCCAUCCCUGUUUAGCGCCUACACUACCUGGACGGAGUAGUUUUUAACGUAUGGAAAUAGUAGGUCAGAGCCUCUUCCAGUGACAGUACUGGUAAGCGUAAUGGCUGAGGAGCUAUCGUACCAACGACUGGAACGCGGACGGCCAAGUCAUUAUCACAACAGGUAUGAACAUCCACGAUAAAUGUGACAGCUACUAAUUAUAGCAGUUAUGUGGUGGCGUUGCUCCGCCUCUCAUAAAUACCGAACUAUGUGUAUCUGCCACCUUUACCUGUUUUUGUCUCUGAUAGUGCCUUCGAGAGUGACUCCGAAAGGGUAGAGGAUAAUAUUUUUUGUGACACAGGUGCUCGGAUCUUUCCCGGCGAAAGUCGUCAUAAAGACCACAUGAGCAAAAAGCCAUGGCAGCCUGUUCCCAUAUCGGGGGGGGGGGGGGGGGGGGGGGGGGGGGGGGGGGACCGAGCCAUUUCAUCGGUUGGCAACGUUUUGAAUGUGACGAAGCUUGCCAGCCUCAGUUAUGACGAGUUGCGCACCUUUUGUGUUAGACAAAGGCUCCACGCACUGUCAGCGGCCGCAUCCAGUCUCAUUUGCGGUCAGUUUGUCUUGAAUUUCUCGUUGACUACGAAGCGGCGAGGGAGAGUGAGUCCGUUCUAACGCAGGUUCAGCGGACAGUUAAUUCGUCCAACAAAACUAGCCGUCCCCCCAUGUGUACUCCGCCGAUCUUUCGCAAAUGUCGAGUACCACUACUGUCCCUGAGAAGGCGUACUAGCAACUCUUCCGUAAAAUUGUUUAUGGUAGGGCUGACGUCCGCAGUAUCUUCCUUUUCACGCCUUUUACACUCCAGUGACAAGCCCCAGAUAAUAAGACCGGGGAUGGACCCGGACGCAGUGUACAUGCGGGUGACGCAGUGUGACGCAAUUGCGUUUUCCUAUCCAUGGGCACGAUGAGUGACAGGAGAGCGAAGUUGAGUGGGAAUUUUGUGGCGGUUGAGUUCAGCCACGUUUGGAGAUUGCGCUUCGAUCACCUCGGGGUCACCAAUUUGUGGCGGUCAAGGAUUUGAGAUCAAAUUAAACCACGCACAGCGACAAGCCCAAGUUAAUAAAAGUGGGGAUGGACCCGGACGCCGAGGCUGGCAAGGUUGAAUCCACGCUUCUAUGUACCACCCACCUGCCCACCCCUGGCAUCUCGCCUAAGUGUCAUUAAAGGCCAUAGACAUCCAUUGCAGCCUAGUCCCUCUUCCAAAGGCGGACCAAAUUAUUCUGUCCUUAGGCUGCGUUAUAGGACUUCCAAUGAGUUUUGUGGUGAGAAAAGUGAGAGCUAGAUCCGACCGGCGGCAAGUCUGAGCCAGGUUGACUGAAAAUGAGACGAGGCACAGUUACUGAGGGGGCUUGAAGCCUCCAUCCAACAAGAAGCUAGGUAAUUGGUUUCCAAUUACAAGGUCACAAUUAAGUGGUGUUGCGACAUGCGAAGCUUGUCACCGUUAAAUGGAGUUUCACUCUCUGUCCAACGCAAUCCAGGAAUCCUGGACUGGUGCGUUGGAGGGGGGGGGGGGAUGAAGAUGUACACACAUCAACACACACACGAAUGCUGUCUGACAGGCUGCAAGUCAACUGGCCUUUGAAUCACCAGGGGGCUAUGUUCCGCACACUCUAAUUGGACUUGGUGAAUGGGGCAAUUUUCUUGCUCGGACUACAACCACGCACCAAUAGUAGUUUCGCUUCAAACGGCCACAGUGGCAACAUCCCCCUUUAUUUAUCCAUGCUGUUUUCUUGCGAUCUGGCGUGUGCCUGCACUUAACGAGCCCUUCGCGUGUGAACGUCGCCUUUUCUCAUGCGACGCAACACUCUAGUUGUAGCUCGUAAAAAACACCGAGGUAGGUUGACCCGUUUUUGUCGCGAUCGCGUGCUUCCAGCACGUAGGCCGUUUUCUGCCUGGACGUCCUGUCGAUAUCUUUGCGUUCUGGUAUGCGCAAAGCGUCACGACCUUUUUCCGAUCGCUUACCCGACGCACGCCGCAGCUGUUUGAUUAAGACCCCGCUGGCCAUUUUGUUCUCGAGUUUGACGACCAAUUUGAACAGUUACCUCCGUUAUGUUGCGGAUGCACUUUUGUAUCGUUUCUAGGUUUCUUUACGAUUGUUACCGAUCGUCAUUGUACCCUCCUUCCUUCUCAACAAAUAAUCAAGGUGUGGAAGUUUUUUUAGCUCUUUAGGCAUUAGGUCAUACAGUAGGUGGGCUAACUCAUGAAAUGUCAACCGAAAUUCCGAAAUGCGUUUUCGUUUCGAAAAAAUUAAUUAAGUAGGGUUGUAAAACUAGUCAGCUGUGGGAGUUCGUUUAGCUCUUUAGGCAUUAGGCCAUACAGUAGGUGAGCUAACUCAUGAAAUGUCAACCGAAAUUCCGAAAUGCGUUUUCGUUUCGAAAAAAUUAAUUUGGUAGGGUUGUCAACCUAGUCAGCUUGCAACAUAAUUAUAUAAUAUUUCAGUUAUGUCAGGAUGCCGACUUUCGAAUGAAUUCCCUCCCGGCUGCAUGCAAAAACUACAUUCUUUAAAAAAACGACUACUUAAGUAGCACGAAUAUGUCUCAUUUAUUUUCGAUGCCCCAAAAAAUCCAAUUAUAUUUCAUGGAAAAUAUGCAUAAAAUAUCCAGUCUUUUGCUCAUUCGGUAGAUAAUUACGUCUUCUAAUUUUAUACUCCGUUUUAAAAAAAGUUAUAAUCGUGGGACUUUUAAAUACCGUGAAAUGACCGAACAUAUCUGUGCAUUUACCAAUGUGUCUCGUAAAGUUAUGAAUAUUGAUUAAAUUCACUGCGUAAUUUUAUGAACCCUGUAUGGUCCCUCUUUAUUAGCGUAGAGAAAUGUGUGGUUUUCCGUACGCAAAAAAUGCGGCUUGUAGUUUGGAGACCCUGAAUCCAAGUGUGACGGCAGAGCGGGUUCAAAAUUAUUCCGGAAUGGGGGCACUUUUUAAAACCGAAUUAUGUCCCUCCUUUUGAGUAUAAAAUUAGAAAGACUAAUUAUCUGCCGAAUGAGCAAAAGAAUGAAUAUUUUUAUGCAUGUUUUCCAUGAAAUAUAAUUGGACUUUGGGGGCAUCGAAAAUAAAUGAGACAAAUUCAUGCUACUUAAGCAGUCGUUUUUUACAGUGUAGUUUUUGCAUGCAGCCGGAAGGAAGUUCUUUCGAAAGCAGGCAUCCUGAAAUAUUAUAGAAGUAUGUUGCAGGCUGACUAGUUUUACAACCCUACUUAAUUAAUUUUUUGGGAACGAAAACGCAUUUCGGAAUUUCGGUUGACAUUUCGUGAGUUAGCCCACCUACUGUACAUGAUUGGGCGGAUACCACAUUUUAAGGCCUUUCAAGGAAUUGUGGUGGACUCCUUAGAUGGCGAUAUCUGUUGCCAGACGUGACCUGCUUAAGCCUCUCUCUUAUAGAGGGUUCUAUGACAGAUUUGAAAGUGAAGUGAUUCUGCAGAACAGUUUGCAGUUUUAACUAAGUCGUUGCCUGAACUAAACUGGAGAAUAAAACUACUUCUGUUUUUGUGCCAUGCUUAAAUGAAAAUACAUGUGGAAUAUCGCUACAAAUCAUCAUUCCCGUGUUAAUUUUUAAGACCGAUACUAAUUUGCACCGAAAUUUGGUGGACACUUUUGGAAAUAAAUCACUUGAACAUGACCACGCAUCAUCAUCAACCAGAUAAUUUGCUGUGUCCCUCUGGCGUUCACGGAUGCCACCAAUAACAUGUAUCAAGACUUUUCUGAAAUUCUUACUAACUGCCUGUCAACUUAUGUUUGAUAACAGUGAUAGUGCCUAGUACGGACAGGUUCCAUGAUGUCGUUAACUGUACCUCUCCACGUUUAAAGAUCUGCAGUAGCGCACCUGGAGAUCUCUAUCUGUGCCCUCCAGCAGCGACGGAAACCCAGUACUGAAGGUCCGAGAACCACUUAUUGUCUUGAGCGGCUGUGUCGGGCCGGAUUUUGGAGUAAUCACCACUUCUCCCGCCUCCAGGUGGGAAGUACACUAAAUUCAUGGGACCGGCGACGAAGAACUUGUCCAAACUACCUCAGUUGUCCUUCCUUGCCGAGGGUUUGACAGUUCGACCGUCGUACCCGGCGAUGUCCAUCGUGUGCUUCACAGCAAGAUGAAGCAGGUACGGCGACUUGCGCAGCAUCUAUCGCACUCCCUCCUCAUCCCCACCUGGGCCCGACGUCAAGACAUGGUCAAGAAGACCGGAGGUGAAGGAGGGCGAAGGUGGCUGGCAAGGCCAGACCCACACCUAGGUGUGCCACCACAUCCCCUGGUCCACACAGCAAACACUUGACCAGGAUUUUAACCAACAACAACAUCACCACAAACGGCUCAGAAAGAUGGCGAGGGUGACCGGGCGGUCAUGCUGUAUACCCAGCGGGAGCACAAACGCAUCUACGGGCAGGAGCCAGGUGCCAGAGAACUGCCGACGCAAAGCAGGCUGCGAGGACCAUGGUUUGCUGAUCAUGGCAUGGCAGAUGCCAGUUUGACCGUCGAUUCCGAUGAUGUCCAUUGUGUGCUACACAGCUAGGUGCAGCUACUUGCAGCAGGUGCGGUGGCCUGCUCGUGAAUUGCUUUACAGUGAUAGUAGACUUGCAUAGUACCUACCGCACUCUCUCUCUUCCUCACACCCCACAUGAACCCGGUGUCAAGACAGAAUGAAGAAGACCGAAGGCUCGGAAGGGCUCAGGUGACUGAAACGGUCGAACCAGCACCUGAGCGUGCCAGCCAACCCCUGGUCCACAGCAUACACUUGACCAGGAUUUUUCACCGACAAAAACACCCCAACAGGGGGUCUGAAGGACGAGGAUGACUAGGUAGCCAUGCCCACAUUUUGUAUACCUAGCGGGAGCACAAACGCAUCUACCGACAGGGAGUCAGGUGCCAGUGCACAUCAGUCUUCGAGGGCCAUACUCAACGCUCUCUUGGUCAGGAAAAUCAAUUUGCCUAAUUUCUCCGUUAAAUGGUCGUAGGAAUAAAAUUCGUUGCAAAGUCACCUGUUGAGAGGCUGGCCAUGGCCUAAAAAACUGGGACAUUGUUUGCAAAUGAACUUGCUAUGUUCCGUGCAUAAGCUGGACUUUUUAAACAACGAAGCCUUGUUUUCUUUGUGUCAGUGGUGAAAGUGGUUGAGUCGCAAAAACCCGUAAAAUGUCAGUAAAUGUUUUGCUUUGUCCAGUGUCCUCCACUGGUCGCCUAAACAAGCAAUUUCCCGCACUUUAUUUUCAUCAGGGCUGUCGACCUUCGAAAACUCCUGCCUUUGUAGUGUGCCACCGCAGACGGCGGUUUGGGUCGCAUUUGUAUGCCGACGUAAAAAUCACAAACCUAAGUCAAAGUGACUUCGAUGACAAGGGCCGCACUGGCAGUUUUCUCGAUGUAACUGGUUUUCGCUUUAAAGAUUGCCCUGGUACGGUGUUUCGUAGAUAAAUGCCCACGCCUUCAUGCAUUCUCAAAAUAGGCUCAGAAAUAAAAGUGGAUAAGAAAGAACAUCGAAAGUAACAUGAGUACUUUUGUUUAACAGACGAAGAACAAACGUUGUUCCGUUCUCUUUUUUACCGUUUCCAUUGUCUUUACUUAAUUCAAGACCUUUGUCUAUUCUUUCAAUAUUACUGCAGAGCUGUUCAGUACAAAUGAGGAUAGUUUUCAGAUUGGUAACACGGCUCGCUCAUUUUUUAAGUUUCGUACUGGCGGCAAAAUAAGAUAACCUGUUUUCAUUAUUACCGUGUUUUAAGACAACAUGCUCCAUAAAUUUACAGACAGUACCUUUGAAGCCGAAAGGGACAUUUGGCGUCAACCAAUUUGCACUGACUAAAAAUCGAUUUCCCAGUCCGCGAAAAUAUUUCACCCAAACUUCUGGUCUCUCCCAGAGGAAUGCCCAUAAGCACGCAGGUGCGGUUUGCGUUAGUUGGUUGCACUGCACAUCGUGUGGAUAUAAAGAAGUAACGUUUUUCACCCUAACUGUCGUGAAAAAGUACAUCUAGCUGUAAAAUAGGACGUGUUACCCAACGCUUUAUGUAGUGCAUAAAAUGUGUAACUUCCAAGAAACCUCCCACUGACUAUCUGAGUUUCAACCACCGCGUUUCAUCUAUUUAACCACUUGCCGUAUAACCUUCAACAUGAGCCAGGUUUUGAACAGUGUGACCGACGGCAAGGCCUCGCAGAAAGGAUAACUAUUUUUUUAACCUCAGGUCAAGUUAUCAUUGCCCGAUUAAGCCUUACAAACUGUCUUCUGGCGCCGGGGAUCGCACUGGACAUGGUGGUGACAUUUCAACUUCCGCGCAUACCGGUAGGAAAAAGAGAACAGCACAGUUCUCUACCGCCUUUGAUUAUUACUACCGUCAGGACCUCUAUCAAGCCUUUGUUUUUGGAUAAUCUGUGAUUCGAAUUAUUCAGUCAAGUAACCACCUCCCAAGUCAGCCCUUGCUCUAGCAUCCACCAUAUAUACUACCUACAUCGGGCAUGCUUUCACAACCCUAUCUCCUAGUUGACGUUCCGCUUCGUUUAUUUUGCGUUUUCAGCGACGGAGGUCGCGUCCGCACACUUCCUCUGCACACACUCGGAGUUCCGAUGGCGGCCGUGGUGGUCGUGGAGAACAGUAA